AUGGAUUCAUCUACUGAAUCGUUUCAUCAUCAUAAAAAAACUUUGCAUUCGAAACGUUCGUUUGCAAAGCAUCAUUCAACAGAAUCUCCUACUUAUGAUGCGCAAGUACUACUUCUUUUUCAUUUCCUUGUCUAUAUAGCUUACACCGUGUUCAGGUCAGAAGAAGAUAAUGACCCUCUCAGUACCGAUGACGGAGGCUCUUCCUUGUCCAUUCCGACCAUCUCUCGUUCAGCUAAACCCCCCUUUCAAUCAAAAACAGCAUCUCGUGCUCGUCAUCAGCUGGCCUCCAGUAUGCUCUCAGAUGAUGGCACUGAUUCCCAAACAUAUGAUGGCGAUAUAGAGAGCAGCGUCACUGCAGCAGCCGGUUCACAUCCCUUUAACAGGACACUACAUCCUAACCUUCACCAUUCUUCAUCCGCAUCAACAUUGACCUCUCAAAUCGAUGAUGUGCUACCGUCUUCGACACCCGACGCGCUUGCACCUGAUGAACCGAUGCCUACUGCUGAAGCAACGUCUACGUUUAACCCUGCUGCCCUCACUCCCGAACAUAUCCAGGCCUUCAUACGCGAGGCUAUUGAGGGCCAAUCCUCCAGACCCUACAAGAUUAAUCAACCACCGCUGAAUAGGCCUGUUAGAGUUUUUGCGGAUGGCAAGUAUCCCUCUAUCUUGAUAAAUGUUGUGCUAAUUCCUAGUCAUGCCCUGCAAUUACGGCAAGCCAAGCUGUCCUUUCCAUCUGUAUAUUUACUCGCUGGUGUCAACUCCGAUGAGGACGUUGUCACCAAUAAAGCACGCUGUGUGAUGACACAGGCUGAACGAUGUGAGGCUGUGCGACAUUGUCGCUGGGUCGAUGAGGUCAUUCCUAACUCCCCAUGGGUUCUUGACCAAGCUUUUAUCGACAAGUGGAAUAUCGACUACGUUGCUCACGACGAAGUCCCUUACGUGUCGGCCAGUCAUGAUGACGUUUAUGGUUUUGUAAAGGCACUAGGUAAAUUCAUUCCUACUCGGCGUACACCGGGUGUGUCUACUUCGGAACUACUCGAACGCAUUGUGUCAGGAUAUCGGAAGCGCGAUUUCGAUGGGAAGUUGGAAAAGAUGGGCCAUGCUGAACUCAAAGCUGAGGGGUCAGACUUCGAUGAUAAGCGCUAG
Suillus subaureus is the source of this 1146-nucleotide messenger RNA. RefSeq lists its product as uncharacterized. The transcript is spliced from 4 exons. Bases 1 to 1146 code for a protein of 381 amino acids. Gene Ontology annotation, biological process: CDP-choline pathway. Gene Ontology annotation, molecular function: choline-phosphate cytidylyltransferase activity; phosphatidylcholine binding. Gene Ontology annotation, cellular component: nuclear envelope. The record is from RefSeq and is a predicted model, not a curated record. NCBI's taxonomy places the organism in Eukaryota, Fungi, Basidiomycota, Agaricomycetes, Boletales, Suillaceae.